AUUGAGGGAAUAAUAAGCCAGUGCUGGAUACAGAGGCGUGGUGCAUUCACUGUUCUGUGUGUAGUGUACUCUGGAUACAUCCUGUGCAGCUGCACCUCCUAACCCCAACCUUGGACUGCACCCCAUGAGUAGCUGCAAGCCAGGGGAGCCUGUGAGUGCAAGGACCCCCAGUCUCUACAGAGGAGCUGCUUCAGCAACAAAGAGAUGGCAGAAGGCCGACACUGCAAGGUGCACCUGUUGGACGACCGCAAGUUGGAGCUACUGGUGCAGCCGAAGCUGUUGUCCCGUGAGCUGCUGGACCUGGUGGGCUCACACUUCAAUCUGAAGGAGAAGGAAUAUUUUGGGAUUUCAUUCAUGGACGACACGGGUCAGUACGCCUGGCUGCAGUUAGAUCAGAGAGUGCUGGACCACGACCUGCCAAAGAAAUCUGGCCCCGUCACCCUGUAUUUUAUUGUAAGGUUUUACAUUGAAAGUAUAACAUUUCUGAAGGAAAUCACGACGGUGGAAUUGUUUUUUCUGAAUGCAAAAGCUUGUGUGUUCAAGGGGCAGAUCGAGGUGGACAGCGAAACCGUCUUUAAGUUGGCUGCGCUCAUUCUGCAGGAGGCUCGGGGAGACUACAGUAGUGAUGAAAAUGCAAGAAAAGAUCUGAAGAUUCUGCCAGCUCUGCCCACCAGGACGCUACAGGAACACCCGUCACUUACCUACUGUGAGGAUCGAGUAAUCGAACAUUGCAAGAAGUUAAAAGGUGUCACUAGAGGACAAGCCAUAGUGCGGUACAUGAAAAUAGUGGAAGCGCUGCCUACAUAUGGUGUUCAUUACUACAAAGUAAAGGACAAGCAAGGAAUCCCCUGGUGGCUGGGAAUUAGCUACAAAGGAAUUGGACAGUAUGAUAUUCAAGACAAGAUAAAGCCCAGGAAGCUAUUUCAGUGGAAGCAGCUUGAGAAUUUGUACUUUCGAGAAAAGAAAUUUGCAGUGGAAGUUCAUGAUCCCCGCAGAAUAUCUGCAUCAAAAAGAACCUUUGGACAGAGCGGUUUUGUGGUUCAGACCUGGUAUGCAAACAAUUUCCUGAUCAAGUCCAUAUGGGUGAUGGCAAUUAGCCAACAUCAAUUCUACUUGGACAGAAAACAAAGCAAAGCCAAAAUUGCGACCGCCCGUAGCCUGGACGAAAUUGCUAUGGAUCUGACGGACAGCAGCACUAGCAGAAUUUCCAAAAUGAUAGACGGAAAAAAUCCAGUGAUCAUGGCCAGCAGCGGUAGCCUAAUCUCUUCAGGUUCCAUAGACUCUGAAGUCAGCGAAGAGCAGAAAACGGAGAAAAUUCAAGAACUGAAGAAAAAGGAAAAGGAUUUACAAGACGUUCUCCUGAAAAAGAUCGAAGAACUUAAGAAGAUAUGUAUGAGAGAGGCGGAACUAACUGGGAAGCUGCCAACUGAGUACCCGCUGAACCCCGGUGAGAAGCCCCCUAAUGUCCGAAGACGAAUGGGCACCACCUUUAAACUGGAUAAUAAUAUUCUCCAUUGUGAAGAGGAAUCCGACUUACAGAAUUUGGAGCACAAGUUCCUCAUACAACAACAAAUGGUUGAAGCAACAAAAAAACUUUUGUUGGAGCCUGACCUCGCAAAGAAUGUUAAGAGGAAGAGGAAGCAGGAUUAUAGUGAUGCCAUAAAGAGACUACAGGACAUAGAGAGUGCGAUCAAUGAAUACAGGAUCAAGAGAGGGAAAGACCCAACCAAGAGGGCCUCUCUUCUCCUACAAGAUGAUAUCAUCCCAUCAGAAAGCAGCUCCUUGUCCGAUACAACCACAUUUGAUGAUGAUGACUCACUCUACCUACAAGGGCAAAGACCCAGUUCCUUGCAGAAUUCCCCCAAGACCCGACUUCCGAAAGACAGAAGCCUUAACAGAAAAUCCUCCCUCAAUGAACAGUUUUCAGACAUGCGCCUCUCAGGUCACAGAGAACCUACUUCAACACACAGCAGCCCGUACAAGACUGCCGAGCGGAAGCCUCACGGGGGCAGGAGCAUGCCUUCCACUCCUGUGCUAACACGAAACGCCUACAGCAGCAGCCAUCUCCAGAAUGAAGGAGUAAGCCAUAACGGCCGUCAGCGGCGGGGAAGCUUAGAAUCCCACACCCCUCUCAUUGUGGAUUCUGUAGAUGGAAGUACAACAUUCUCCAUCUCCAAGAGUCAAAGAAGCAACAGCACAGAGGUUCUGGAUGAUGGCUCUUCUUACACCAGCCAGUCUAGCUCAGAGUAUCAUAGCACGCCGCCAAAACAGAACUACUCUUAUACCACCCAGACCCUGGACAAUCGCCCCCGAGAUAGAAGGCGUCACAAGAAGCAAAACUUCUCUGCAGCAAACUCUGGAAGUAUGCCAAACCUGGCACACAAAGACGCACGAAACGGCGUUUAUCAAACCCCCCAGAACCAACCAUCCUCCAGCUAUUACAUCACCGGCUAUUCAGCCUAUCACGAUAGCGACCCCUACUACAACGGCGGCUACAUUUAUGAAAACGAUACAGAAGGCCAGUAUAGUGUUAACCCCUCAUAUCGAUCGUCCAUGCACUAUGGCUACGACCAGUACAUGAGGUAUGAUGCCGACCAGUAUGUGCCUCUCAGUGCAUAUGCAACGUUAAGGCUUCCGAAAAAGAAACCUGUAAAGACUACACAGCAGAUCACCAAGAACAUUAACAAGGCCAUUGUGGCCGAGCAUUUACGGGGAUGGUACCAAAGGGCAGCGUUCAAUAAAGAUGGCACUCACGGAAUGGUUGAAUCCGAGCGGGGGUCACAGAGGAGCCUCUGUUAUGCUUCUAUGCAAGUUCCCUCAUCUCCUAGCAUCAGGCCUCCAUCUUGUUCAUCCGUGUCUUCCACGAGCACAGCAGGGAGUCGGUGGGCACACAGCAGCACACUGGUUUACCCAAACACCGUACCUCACGCCUCAUAUGCUGGCUACUCCACUGCUUAUAGCAGCACGCCUCUGCCUAGCAGAACUUUCCACACGUAUACUCCCCAGAUGGACAACCCAGACGUCGUCCCACUAAGUGACGGCCCUCUCCCGGACACCGAAGACAUCUUAUGGCAUGAAGACUCCAAACCCGGCACCUUAGUAUGAAGCGACUGACUCGCCAUACUUUACCCCACCCUCCACUUAUCACCUCAUGUGCCUUGCAGUGAGAGCAUCGAUAUUGCAAAAUCCGCCAUAGCCUGAUCGGCUGGAGUAUCGGCACUGGGAUGCCGCCGGGAAAACCAGUUAACUUUCUACGACUGACAAGGCACAGUCUACCGGCUUAUAAAACAGGCACUUGGUUUUAUAAAGGAACUUAUCAAUAGCACUUUUUUUUUGUAAACUUUUUUUUAAAAUAACUGUGAAGACAACUAGUGGCUGAAAUGGUGUACUGCAGCAGGAGAAAAGCUCAAAAACGGAACGGAUAACACUUUACAGUCAGUAUUGGACCAUUGAUAUGAAGGAUUAUAACAAGAAGGCAACGCCAUGUCUCAAAUAAAAUCCAAUGCUUCCAAAAAGUUAAAAACCGACCCUAAAAAUCUGUAUAUAUGAAGAUGUGUAUAUAGGUUUUCUUGACUACUUUUUAUCGGCAUUGUAUGUUUUUUUAUAUAUAUAUUCUCCUAAUACUUUGCUUACAGAGCUCGAUGAAUGAAUGAUAAUUUCUUAUGGUACAGCUUGGUUUUUAGAAAUGAUCACCAAUUGGAUCUUGUUUUUUUUAUAUCUAUAUAUGCAUAAUGGUUGUAAUCUGCUGGUCAGGUGUCACUUAUAUCUUUUUAUUAUUUUCUAAUGGAACAGUUGUGGAACAGGAGGAUUUUUGUGUGCGUGGAUGGUACGGGUGGAGAUUAGAGAUGAGCGAAUUUCAUAUUUUGAAAUUCGUUCACGCUUCGUUUGGUGGUAAAAGCAGAAUUGCGUUAUAGAUUCUGUUACCACGGACCGUAACGCAAUUCUAUGACGGAAUGCA
Molecule: messenger RNA, 3958 nt
Organism: Bufo gargarizans (Asiatic toad)
Lineage: Eukaryota; Metazoa; Chordata; Amphibia; Anura; Bufonidae
Gene: FRMD4B
Product: FERM domain containing 4B
Exons: 23
Coding region: 205-3105 (966 amino acids)
Biological process (GO): establishment of epithelial cell polarity
Cellular component (GO): adherens junction; bicellular tight junction; cytoskeleton
Source: RefSeq, a predicted model, not a curated record